UUGGCGAUCGCCUUCACUCUUGUUACACAUUUGUCGACAUUAGACGAUCACGGACGAUUUCGUUAAAUAAUUUAAUUUUACAGUCCUACCUAUACUAGGUGAAUAAAAAAAAAGUGUUUGUGAAACCUAAGCGAAGAUGAAAAAAUUCGAAUUCGUAUCAAAAAGUGAUGUUUCAUCGUUCAAUGGAAAAGUAUUCUACGAAAUUUAUAAACAUGCGCAAUUCUUGAAAGAAAACGAUAAUGUAAAAACUAUAUUGAACAAGAGCUACCAGCUGCGCCAAAUGCUAAAGGACGUAGCUCCAGGCGAAAAAGUAAUGGUCAAAAAUAUGUGGCUCACCAAAGAAUUACCAUUAUUAGUGAAAAAGAGUGGCCCCAACAUUUGUAUAGGAUGCCAAGAUUUCACCACGAAUCGCGUGACCGGGCUGGCCGCAGCCUACGCGUUCGACCAGCGCCAUCGGUUCCCGGAGUUGCUGGUCAGCGAAGCGCUCAUGCUGGGCCUACAGUGGAACAGUAAAUGUGUGAAAACCGCCAGGCUGUAUCUCUCGGCCGUCAGCGGCACCGAGCAUUUCUACGAUCAAUUUUAUUUUUGGCCUUUUCUGUGCGCUUUAAAGAAACUCGAAAUUAAAAAAAUUACGCUACAGAUCGUGGUAAAAAUUGCCAAAGUGAAAAAUAACAGCGGCGUGCCGAUGGGCCGCGAUAUGAUGGAACAUCUGCAGACUGCCAAAUGCUUAUGGACGCAGUUCAAAGUUAACGAAACGAAUUUUACGACUAUGCUCCGUUUUCUACCAACGGAAUUGAAGCUUACACUAAAAUUAAAAUAAGUUUAACUGUAAACGUUAACUGAGUAUUCAUUUGUUACUUAUAUUGUAAAAGAUCUUUACAAUCUUGUGGCCUACGUAUUCGUGAAUGAAACAGUAUUCAAAUGUAUGGCAUUAGCCUAUUGUAACAUUUAAUAUUUUUGUUUUUAUUGAUCUGUACUGCGACAGAAAUUAUAUUAUUGUUUAUUAAUCUAUAUAUCUACCUUAUAAUUGCAAGGUUUUUUUUCCGUGUUUAAUCUUUUAUGUGUUUCUUACUUGUAUGUAAAGAUAAUAUUGAAAAUGUAUUUGAGAAUGAAAAUAAAAAUAACAAUACUAUUUUUAAA
This is a messenger RNA of Colias croceus (clouded yellow), 1140 nucleotides long. RefSeq lists its product as uncharacterized. Lineage: Eukaryota; Metazoa; Arthropoda; Insecta; Lepidoptera; Pieridae. The transcript has 3 exons. Bases 137 to 820 code for a protein of 227 amino acids. The record is from RefSeq and is a predicted model, not a curated record.